Molecule: messenger RNA, 796 nt
Organism: Salvia miltiorrhiza (redroot sage)
Lineage: Eukaryota; Viridiplantae; Streptophyta; Magnoliopsida; Lamiales; Lamiaceae
Product: pre-mRNA-splicing factor 38-like
Exons: 3
Coding region: 119-691 (190 amino acids)
Cellular component (GO): precatalytic spliceosome
Source: RefSeq, a predicted model, not a curated record
UAUUUCAGUCAGACAAAACCAAUGAGUUCCGGCAUUAUAUAAAGUAAAAGAGCCCUCUGAAAUUGGGAAUUAGGUUUUCGGCCAAAAUCUCCGAUUAUCAGCUACAUUUUUCUUUUUCAUGGCGAAUCGAACAGACCCCCUCGCUAAAAGCAUAAGAGGUACAAACCCCCAAAAUCUGGUGGAGAAGAUUUUGCGCACGAAGAUCUACCAAAAUACUUACUGGAAGGAGCAAUGCUUCGGGCUGACGGCGGAGACGCUCGUCGACAAGGCCAUGGAGCUCGACCACCUCGGCGGAACUCACGGUGGCACCCGGAAACCCACCCAUUUUAUGUGCCUUGUUAUGAAGAUGCUCCAGAUUCAGCCCGACAAGGAAAUCGUCGUCGAGUUCAUAAAAAAUCUUGAGUACAAAUAUGUCCGUGUGCUUGGAGCUUUUUAUUUGCGUUUAACGAGAAUGGACGUCGAUGUUUACCGUUACUUGGAACCUUUAUACAAUAAUUACCGAAAGCUGAGGCUCAAGCUAAAUGAUGGAAAAUUCACAUUGACGCAUGUUGACGAGUACAUUGAUGAGCUUUUGACAAAAGAUUACUCAUGUGAUAUCGCACUACCACGAAUCAAAAAAAGGUACCUGAAAUGCAAUGUGGGUAGGGUUCUGAUGGUGUUUGUGUGUUCCUUUAUUUUAGCUUUCUUUUAAUAUCUUCGCUUUUAUAUGAUAAAAUGUUAUCGGGUGGACCUCUUUGCUCCUUACUGUUAAGUCUUUAGGCGAUACCACUAGCUACUUCCAAAAUGCUAAUUUAGA